Molecule: messenger RNA, 4602 nt
Organism: Gadus morhua (Atlantic cod)
Lineage: Eukaryota; Metazoa; Chordata; Actinopteri; Gadiformes; Gadidae
Gene: mthfr
Product: methylenetetrahydrofolate reductase (NAD(P)H)
Exons: 12
Coding region: 133-2277 (714 amino acids)
Biological process (GO): tetrahydrofolate interconversion
Cellular component (GO): cytosol
Molecular function (GO): FAD binding; methylenetetrahydrofolate reductase [NAD(P)H] activity
Source: RefSeq, a predicted model, not a curated record
GACUUGCAGAGAGCGUGCACACUUUCUCACUUCUCGCACGUUUUGUUCGGGGGGAACAACCAGGGGCUCCAGGGGAUCAGUCAGCGACCCAUUUCACCGCCGACCCUCAAAGAAAGGUACACCCUCAGCACCAUGGUGAACCAGGUCCAGCGGGUGGACGGCAGCUGGCAGACCAGCAAGAGCGAUUCCAGCGGGGCGAGCAACAGCGGCGAGAGCUCUAAGGAGAGUUCCCGGUGCUCCACCCCCUUGCUGGACGCCGACCGCUCGGAUCGGCUGCGGGAGAAGAUGCGCAAGAGGAUGGAGUCGGGAGAUCCCUGGUUCUCACUGGAGUUCUUCCCCCCUCGCACCGCCAGUGGAGCUGUCAAUCUCAUCUCUAGGUUCGACCGCAUGGGCUCCGGGGGGCCCCUGUUCAUCGACAUCACCUGGCACCCGGCGGGAGACCCAGGCUCCAACAAGGAGACGUCCUCCAUGAUGAUCGCCAGCACGGCGGUCAACUACUGCGGCCUGGAGAGUGUCCUGCACCUGACCUGCUCUAACCAGAGCCAGGAGACCAUCACCGGCUACCUGACCAAGGCCAAGCAGCUGGGCCUGAAGAACAUCAUGGCUCUCCGGGGAGACCCAUUGGGAACCGACUGGGAGGACGAGGAGGAGGGCUUCAACUACGCCACUGACCUUGUCAAACACAUCCGCUCCGAGUUCGACGACUACUUCGACAUCUGCGUCGCCGGAUACCCCACAGGCCACCCUGAAGCCCAGAGCUACGCGGAGGACCUGCAGCACCUGAAGGAGAAGGUGGACGCGGGCGCCGACUUCAUCAUCACGCAGCUGUUCUUCCGCGCCGACACCUUCCUCAAGUUCCUGCGGGACUGCCGCGCCAUCGGCAUCACCGUCCCCAUCCUGCCGGGGGUCUUCCCCAUCCAGGGCUACCAGUCGCUGCGCCAGCUGGUGAAACUGUCCAAGCUGGAGGUGCCGGAGGAGAUCAUGGAGGUGAUCGAGCCCAUCAAGGACAACGACGCGGCCAUCCGCAGCUACGGCAUCCACCAGGCGGUGGAGAUGUGCCGCGUGCUGCUGGACAGCGGGGCGGUGCCCGGCCUGCACUUCUACACGCUGAACCGUGAGGUGGCCACCACAGAGGUGCUGCGGCAGCUGGGCCUCUGGAUAGAAGACCCAAGACGGCCUCUUCCCUGGGCCACGAGCGCCAACCCCAAGCGGAAGGUGGAGGACGUGCGGCCCAUCUUCUGGGCCUCCAGACCCAAGAGCUACAUCUACCGCACCCAGGACUGGGACGACUUCCCCAACGGUCGAUGGGGUAACUCUUCGUCCCCGGCGUUCGGCGAGCUGAACGACUACUACCUGUUCUACCUCAAGAGCAAGUCGUCCAAAGACGCCCUGCUGAAGAUGUGGGGCGAGGAGCUGACCAGCGAGACCAGUGUCUUCGAGGUUUUCACCAGCUACAUCACGGCGCAGGUCAACCGCGGCGGGCACAAGGUGAUGUGUCUGCCGUGGAACGACGACGCGUUGGCCACGGAGACCAACCUGCUGAAGGACGAGCUGGAGAAGGUGAACCGCCGGGGUGUCCUGACCAUCAACUCCCAGCCCAACAUCAACGGGAAGCCCUCCUCGGACCCCAUCGCUGGCUGGGGGCCCGCCGGGGGCUAUGUCUUCCAGAAGGCCUACCUGGAGUUCUUCACCUCCAGUGAAAAUGUAACCGCGCUCCUCAAGGUGCUGAAGAAGUACGAGCCCCGCGUCAACUACCACAUCGUCAACGUGCAGGGCCAUAAUAUGACCAACGCCCAGGACAUGCAGCCCAACGCGGUCACCUGGGGGAUCUUCCCAGGGCGGGAGAUCGUCCAGCCCACCGUGGUGGACCCCGUCAGCUUCAUGUACUGGAAGGACGAGGCCUUCGCCCUGUGGAUCGAGCAGUGGGCCAAGCUGUACGAGGACGAGUCGCCCUCGCGCAUGAUCAUCAAGUACAUCCACGACAACUACUUCCUGGUCAACCUGGUGGACAACGACUUCCCGCUGGACAGCUGCCUGUGGCAGGUCCUGGACGACAUGUUUGAGCUGCUGGACGCGCCCCCCGAGGUGGUUGGGGACGGGGCCCUCGCGCCGGUCGCCCUUGGUGACGGGGCUCUCGCGCCGGUCGGCCUUGGAGACGGGGCUCUCGCGCCGGUCGCCCUUGGUGACGGGGCUCUCGCGCCGGUCGGCCUUGGCGACGGGGCCCUCGAGCCUGUGGUCGGCGACGGAGCCCCCCAGCCGCUCUCGGCUUCCCAAUAACGUUGGCACCUUUUCGUUACGUUGCAGCAUUACAUUAUUUAAGUUUUAUGUUACAUUCGCGUGUUUAUACAACCGUUUCUUUUUGUCGGGAAGAAGGCUGGUCGGUGGAGGAACCGUUUUCAUCAUGGCGUUUACUUUGUUCGUGUUUGUUUUCACAGUUUUCUUUUUUAUUUGGGAGGAGACGGGCGCAGUGGUUGUACAACAAUACUGACGGAUCGUUUUCUUUUUUGUGUUUCGUUUUUUUUUUUUUUUUAGCCCAGCCUUCAAUUUGUGCAACGCUCUCAAUGCACGUAGUGCAUAAUAGUUUAGUUGUUCGUGACUAUAUAUAAAUAUAUCUCUAUCGUCUAUUCAAAAAAUAUAUUUUAAGUACCAUGUGAUGGAUUAAAUUGUAUCUCAAAAUGUAAAUAACGCCACAACGGCUCAGCAUCUAAACUUGGCAACGAAACCACAUUCAGAAGGCGCUUUAUUAAUUAGCUUCUACUCAUCUAAGUGUCAUUUUAAAGCUUGACAUUUAAAUAAGCUUAAACCAAGGGAUAACUUAAUGACAUCAAUCAGAUCAACCAUAUAUAUCUUUUUGUAAAGGUUUACAGAUGGUUUGAUGAGCUAAGACGCACUCCAUUUGUGAGGGAGGCAGGUUGAUGUCCUCGUAGGUUAUUUCACCCCCAAUAAUGUUUUGCUGUAAAGAAACUUUAAGUACUAGAGAAAGUGUUUUCUAUUUUGAAAGACCUAAUCAAGCUACAUUUUCAUAUUUGUUUGUUUUUUAUGUAUUUUUAAAAGAUGACUCUGAGGAAAUGCUGUUUAGAUGAUGUUUAAGUGUGUGUACGUCCAGAAAGACUGAACGUUGAGCUGAUUGUUGUUACUAGAAACCAAUUUCUAAAGUUUUUCACUCCAACCUUUAGGACACUAUUGGCAGUUCUUGUAAAGUCUACCAUAGUCAAAACAAGAAUUGAUCGCCUACAGAUGACAAUGUAGGUGAGCCAGUUAGGAAAUGACAAACAUCUAACUACAUUGAGUACGACCACUAAACGACACAACAAAACCCAACACGUACUGAGUGUUUUGGAAAACCAUUUUCUGAUUUGAAUAUGGACGAUGGGACUAAAAGGCCAUCUCAGUAAGGGUAUUCUGCACGGUACUGCCAAGCAGUAGGGCAAGACCAGGGGGAAAUAUGUCCCCUCUAAGACACUGGGACAUUUAUCAUCCCUGUCACCACUUUCCAUCCCUCUCUAAGAGAAGCACCUAUCUAUUGAUAUCAUAAGUCUCUUAUCAACAAGGGUCUAUUUUUUUUUUUUUUAAUUUUCUAGAUGGAAGGAGAGGAGAGAUAAAGGGGAAAGGUGCUAAAUGUCAUCGUUAUCGAGUGGCACAGCAUAUUGACACGCGACAUUUUGAGUGGGUGCCAGUGUGCUUAGUGGGCUUGCUUCAUCACAACUAACACUGCAGAAGGAAUUACCAUCUAAACCUGUUUUGUUUAUUGGACCGCAGGCAGGCUGAUGUAACACUCUGACGUUGAUGUGAAAUGUUGGGAGAGUCACAGCUGGUGCAUGUAUGUGUGGUGGGGGAAGGUGAUGUUUUAUUUUAUUCAAGCAAAAAAAUUAUUGUGGGGGGGGGGGGGGAAUCCGGUCAAUGGCUACCAAUAACGGACCGUCUAUGUGUCCGAGCCCCACUUUCAUGGCAACACCGAACGAUAAUUUUGUUAUUUUUUUAUGUCUAAUGUUAUUUCCGCUGGUGUGUUUGUGUGCGAGAAGAAUUGCUAUAUUGUUGUGUUUUAGGUGGACGACCUGUAAAAAGUCUGUUCACUUUGGGGCGGGGGACAUUUCAUAUAUCUUUAACCGUGUACAAUCUUAACUGUAUGUGGGGGGCAGCUAUAGCCCACUGUGUACUCUCCUCCACUCUAAGAGGACAAUUAUUUAGAGGUAUGCAAAGAAUUUAAAGAUGACAUAUUAUACUACCAAGUGUGUGAGUGAUUAGCCGUUACAUGGCCGAUUUUCAAAACGGCUUGUAACGGCUAAUCACACUCACACCUGGUGAUGUCACCUUUUUUAAGAAUGGAAGAAUAACUAAGUCAUUAGAAUACAAGCAGAACAAACUAUGUGCCUGAGGUAAUAACACGCGAGCAAACGAACAAACACACCACGUUCAAGUCAAGUGAACAGCUAAAUGACCUUUAUAAACCAAUGAUGAACACUGACCUCCAAUCUUUGUUGGUUAAAUCCAAAUGCCCAGGAGAUUUAUCGUUGGUUACAGAAGGCCACAGAUUAUGUGUGUGUGUACUUUAUAUAUUUGAUUAACUAUGCAAAUAAAUAAUAGAAAUUGUGGCCAAAUAUA